AUUCUCGUGUCCCGGAACAACAACUUUGCGAAGAGUAACGUGAAGGAUUUCAUUUUAAUGCAGCUAGUUACGCUUGAUCCAUGGAUUCACCUGCUGACCUGGGACAUUUCAUAAAUGAUAAUAGCCCAUUGAUCUUAGAUGGUGGACUAGCAACGGAACUGGAAGCCCAAGGAGUCAAAUUGCAGGGAGAUCCUUUGUGGAGUGCCAGGCUUUUGCAUACUAACCCACAGGCCAUAAGAGAUGUCCAUUACAGGUUUCUCCUCAGCGGUGCUGACGUCGUCACGACGGCCACGUAUCAGGCCAGUAUCCCAGGGUUCAUCAGCCACCUGGGUGUGAGCGCUGAACAGGCCAGAGAACUGAUGAUGUCUAGUGUUCAUCUGGCGAAAGAGGCUGUGAAGAAAUUUGACUCUGGGCAGAGACGUCUCUUGGUGGCAGGCUCUGUUGGACCGUACGGGGCUGUUCUGCAAGACGGCUCAGAGUACACCGGGGCUUACGCGGAGGAUAUGAGUAUUGAAGAGCUUAAAGUUUGGCAUCGGCCGCAGAUCGAAUGCUUAGCAGCAGCAGGAGCUGAUCUCAUUGCUUUUGAGACAAUCCCGAGCAUCAAAGAGGCGGAGGCUGUGGUGGAGGUCCUGAAAGAGUUCCCAAAUUCUAAGGCCUGGCUGGCCUUCUCCUGUAAGGAUGGGAGGUGUAUAUCAGACGGCAGCCUCUUCUUGGACGCGGUGCGGGUCGCCGGCAGAUCCACGCAGCUGGUCGCUGUCGGGGUCAACUGCUGCGCUCCAGCUGUGGUGGAGCCGGUGCUGGAAUCUGCCAGAACGCUGUGGAGCCCAGACAUGAGCUGGGUGGUGUACCCCAACAGUGGAGAGGAGUGGGACGCUAAGCAGGGGUGGCAAACAUCAGUGGAAGCGUCAGCAUUGAUACCAGGCCUAAGUCACAAAUGGGUGCAGCAGGGUGCCACUCUGAUAGGGGGAUGCUGCCGUAUCGGUCCCGCUCACAUAGCAGAGUUAAGACAACAGUUAAAAGAAGGUUGCACACCUCCAGCCUCAGCAGAACAGCCUUAGAUCUACGAAGGCUCAAAUGCAAGAUGGAGGAGGAAGGACCCGUCACCGCUGACUCUGCACUCAGCCGCGCAAAUUUCAAACGAAUGCCCAAUUAAUCACGUGACGUAGUGUAGACUCGCGUUAUGUGGGUCAAGCCUGGCAUGAUGAGGAGAAAACGGUCUUAUAAUCUGCCGCUAAGACACGAUGAUUAUGAGAGGGUGAGAAGAAGUGGCAGAAAGUGGAACCAAUUAAUGUUUUACCACAACAAAUGUCAAAUUUAAAGGUGUUUGUUUUCUGCAUUAAUGAUUAAUUUUCUGUUGACUCAUCACAACCGAUGCAGUCAUUAAAUGUUUAAAGAUUAAAGAUGGUCGGUCUCAAGCUAUAAAGGGAACAUGUUCCAGGAGUUUAUAAAAAAAACAAACUUAUUUUAUUGUAAAAGAAAUAAAUAACCAAACCACUACAUCAAACCCACUGGAGUGCACAAUCCCAACUGCGUUGGGUCAAAGACAAAUGGCACCACAAUGAUGCAACCUAAAGCAGAGGGAGAACACCUUGUGUCUGUACAUAAACAUGAAAAUAAACCAUGCAGUCUUCA
Mugil cephalus (flathead mullet) is the source of this 1632-nucleotide messenger RNA. RefSeq lists its product as uncharacterized. Gene Ontology annotation, molecular function: S-adenosylmethionine-homocysteine S-methyltransferase activity; zinc ion binding. The record is from RefSeq and is a predicted model, not a curated record. NCBI's taxonomy places the organism in Eukaryota, Metazoa, Chordata, Actinopteri, Mugiliformes, Mugilidae. Bases 81 to 1058 code for a protein of 325 amino acids. The transcript is spliced from 9 exons. Gene Ontology annotation, biological process: S-methylmethionine cycle.